This is a messenger RNA of Eimeria acervulina, 1422 nucleotides long. Its product is annotated as endomembrane domain70-containing protein, putative. Lineage: Eukaryota; Apicomplexa; Conoidasida; Eucoccidiorida; Eimeriidae. Gene Ontology annotation, cellular component: membrane. Gene Ontology annotation, biological process: protein localization to membrane. The record is from RefSeq and is a predicted model, not a curated record. Bases 1 to 1422 code for a protein of 473 amino acids. The transcript is spliced from 8 exons.
AUGUUGAUGGCGGAUCGCGUGCAGAAUUCUCCUUAUGAGAUCGAAUUCAUGAAGAAUGCAACAUGCAAAACUCUCUGCAAAGAUGUGCCUCUAACAGAAGAAGUUAAGGGACAGCUGCAGCGUCUCGUUAGAGAUAAAUAUAUGUUUCAGAUGAUUGUCGAUCAGCUGUACGCGCUGCAGCUGGUGCAGCGGCCCAACGGCACGAGCGGAUAUACCAUUGGUGUGCCUGUGGGGUUCGAACGCGAGGGGCGCGUCUUUAUCUUCAAUCACUACAGAAUUAUUGUGCAUUACCACAGCGACACGGAAGACAAACAAACUACAUCGGGCUUGUUUAAGCUGCCUUGGGGCUCUGAUUCUCCUCAGUAUCGCAUUGUGCGCCUGGAGGUAGUUCCGGUGUCUGUACAGCACGAAGUUGAUGAGUCUGACCGUUUGACUUGCGGGCUUCCUUCAGUGGAUCAGUUGCAAGAGAGUUCAGCAGUUCCUUUGCAGACGCCUCUCUCAUCUUUGGCUCCUUUUAGCUUUCGAGCUGACGAUGCAGCAGACGGAGCAGAUAUCAGCGAGACAGGGUUGGAUCCCCUAUAUUUGAGUUUCUCUUACGACGUAGUGUUUCAGCCAAGCCCUAUUCUAUGGAGCGAACGAUGGGACAUUUACCUCGCGAAUGCUCGCGAUAGACCGCUCAUUCAUUGGUUUUCAAUUGUGAAUUCUUUGGUAGUGUUGCUGCUGCUCUCGGCGCUAGUAGCGAUGAUACUGCUGCGCGUGCUGUACAGAGACAUCAGCAGGUACAAUGACCUCUUAGCAGACGAAGAAGAUGCAGAAGAAAAAGGCUGGAAACUCCUCCAUGGAGAUGUAUUCAGAAAACCUGCACAUUCAACUGUACUGGCAGCUCUGACAGGAUCAGGAAUGCAGACAAUCCUUAUACUCUGGACUGUUAUGGGGUCUGUUGCGGGCUACACUUCAGCGCGAAUGUACAAAUUAUUUAAAUCUGUGAACUGGAAGAUGACGACCAUCCGCACGGCUCUCGUAUUCCCUGGGGUUGUUUUUUCAGUGUUUUUCCUGAUGAACGUCGUCUUGUGGUCUCAGAGGUCUUCUGCGGCUGUUAGCUUUACGGGGCUGUUGGCUCUGCUGGCGUUGUGGUUUGGCAUCAGCAUUCCUCUCGUCUUUGCAGGUGCUUACUACGGCUUCAAACAGCCAGCCAUCUCUAUACCCGUCCGCAUCAACAAAAUUCCCAGACAAGUGCCGCAGCAGCCCUGGUUUAUGCAUCCUGCGUUGUGCUCGAUGGUUGGCGGGGCUUUGCCUUUCGGGGCCAUGCUGACGGAGCUGUUCUUUCUCUUCUCCUGCAUCUGGCAGCACCGCUUCUACUACCUCUUCGGUAGGAGGGCUGAGCUUUUUAUACCCCUGCACACUUUAGUUGAACUGGAAUGA